AUGUUUAGUAGGUGUCUAAUAGAAACAGCUCCUGAAUCAAUUAUCGCGGAACUUGAGCAGAAACGAGUUAAAAACUCAUGCGGCGUUUUCGAGCUACCGAAUGGUCGAAAAUUCUAUUACAAGCGGGUUUCUGUAGAAAAUGAUCAUGUACUAAACGAGAUCGCCAUUUUGCAACGGUUAUCUAGUGAUUACGUGCAGGCACUUAAAUGGACGUGGUUAAAUGGAAAUCGGCUGUACAUGUUCUUCGACUGGGUUGACCUGAAUUUGCAGGAGGUUCUUGACCAGCAGGCACGCAUGAGUAUCGAAGAAAGUAGGCGCAUAUUCACAGAGUUGCUUCGGGCCCUCGUUUAUCUAGAAGAGAGUGACAUCGUCCAUCGAAAUAUUAAGCCGGCGUCUCUUUUGAUAUCAUCCACGGGACUUAUCAAGCUCUCGAACUUCAGCGUUGCUGUGAAACUUUACGGUAGUCGGUAUAUUCUAGCUCCCGCGGCAGGAUGCUAUCUAACAAUUCCUCCGGAGGCAGACGAAGAAAUCGUCUCCCCGGCUUGGGAUAUGUGGUCGUCCGCUGUCGUUCUCUCUGUUAUGUUGACAGGACAAUAUCCCUUUCAGCCAGGAGAGUCAAGCUACCCGAUGCGCGAGGCCGUGUGUGCACUAUUUGGUCAAAUCAAAGAUCGUGCGUUUCGUCUGGACAACAUUGGGUUACAGAGCGGUCAUGCGUCGAUCCUAUUAGAGCGUAUUUUCAAUUCAAAUUGGGAAGAUCGGCCCUGCGCUAGGGACCUUCUUCGAUUUGGUUUUGUCGACCCUCUAACGGUGGGAUCACCGAUAAUUUCGUUCGUGCUGAAAAAGAUUAUCCCGUACCGUCUGAACGGACGAAAUAAAAUUAUUCGUGCACCAGUUUGUUUUGCGUGUGUUGUACAGCGAGUGAAGGAUGUACUAAAAACUAAUACGGGUACCAGCACGGAGAAAGAGACUUCAAUUGUGUCAGUUCCAUCCCCCGAUUCAACCUGUGAAAAGCAUCAUCAAAAAGCACCGCUAUGGGUUGUUCACUGGGCAGAUUUCACGCACCAAUUUGGCUUUUGUGUUGCGUUCAGCAACGGGUGUUCGUCUAUCUUAUACAAUGAUAUGUCGACCGUGUAUAGUGAUAUCGAUGGAACGACGCACUAUUUUGAGAACGAUGGCGUCGGCUUGCGAUUCUCGCUGCGUAGAGCACCGCCAGCUCUAAAAAAUAAAAUCGCAUAUUUGCAGUGGUGGAGAAAAGAAACUUGUGGAAAGGCGUCGAAUACAUCGGCUCAAACGAGUGGCCUGAGAAACUGGUGGCGCACGGAAGCCGGAAUGGCAUUGACAUUCGAUGGCGUCCUACAAUUUGACUUUAUCGAUGGCACGAGCCUGUCGGAGAGAGGACGCACGGUGCACGCCAAUAACAACGUUUUACACCAUGAACAGCUGAAGAUGGAAAAACGGGUUUGA
Molecule: messenger RNA, 1464 nt
Organism: Varroa destructor (honeybee mite)
Lineage: Eukaryota; Metazoa; Arthropoda; Arachnida; Mesostigmata; Varroidae
Exons: 2
Coding region: 1-1464 (487 amino acids)
Biological process (GO): protein phosphorylation
Cellular component (GO): cytoplasm
Molecular function (GO): protein serine/threonine kinase activity; protein binding; ATP binding
Source: RefSeq, a predicted model, not a curated record